AUGAAAAACAAUAAUGCUAUAGCAAUACAAAGUCUAGAUGAAGAGGCAAAGAUCGAGAAUGUGAAACCAACAGCAGACAGUGACUCCCCUGUCAAGGAACAAGACAGUCGCCAGCAGAGACGUCCUUAUCGUCGUGAAAUUCGCCCGGAAGAUGAAACUGGAAAGUGGGCAAUUCGACGCAAGAUCUGGAAUUAUCUGGAGGAUAACAAUUUAGUCAACACACCCAGACCUUGCCAUUAUCGCAUACCAAAUUUUGAGGGUGCCGCAGCAGCUAAUGACAGACUGGUCACACUAGAUGUGUUCAAACAGGCAAGGACAGUAAAAGUCAGUCCUGACAAGCCACAGGAGCAGGCCAGGUUUCUUGUUCUAGAGAGUCACAAAAAUCUACUAGUGCCUACCCCUCAGCUUCGAACCGGACUGCUGAACCGAGUGAUUCCACCAGAGGAUGCUAACAAAGAGAAACUGAGAUACUGCUGCACAUCUCAGGGCGUGAAGGAACACAGCAAGGAGAUUGGCCUGGAGGACAAAGUAAAGAUUGACUUGGUUGUUGUGGGCAGUGUUGCUGUUUCUAGACAGGGCUAUCGCAUAGGCAAAGGAAAGGGAUAUGCUGACCUGGAGUAUGCCAUGAUGCGGAGCAUGGGGGCCAUAGAUGCUGACACUCUUGUAGUCACCACAGUUCAUGACUCACAAGUUGUCGAUAUUCCUGAAGAGUUGGUUGAGGAGCAUGACAUGACUGUGGACUUGAUACUAACACCCACUGAGAUCAUCGAGACAAGGUGCACCCGACCCAAACCUGAAGGUAUCAUCUGGAGCCUCCUAGAAGUGAAUAAAUUCUAUCAGAUUCCGGUUCUGAAACAGUUGCGAGACCUUGAGCACGCAGCUGGCAAGGAUGUGCGGCUGAAAGGGCAGCAGAAUGAAGACGAGGAUCCACUGGAGAAUGCUGGGAAAUUUCGACCCCGUAGGUACAGACCCUUCCGAGGUGGAUACAGAGGACGUGGAAGACCAUUUAGGUUUAGGAAAGGUGGUUGGAGACACAGGACAGAUGCUGGGGAUGACAGCAAUAAGGAGAAUGGGGAAACUGGAGAUGAAUCCGGGGCGGAUGGUGAUGAUGGCCGUGGCAGGCUCAGAAAUUACCGCAACCGCCAUUUUCGCCGUGGUGGCAAACCCAAGGCUUCCGAGUCGGAGCACAGCGAUGGUGGUGGUGAGGAGCAGCAAGGGGAUGGUGAAGAGAGGCCGUAUCCUCGCAGGUUCCCGAACCCUCGCCGUUUUCAGCGUAGAUGGCGUUAUGAUGGUGGCAGUCGGCGGGACAACAGGGGAGAUCAUUCAGGCAGUGAUGGUGAACAAAGAACAUCUGGUGAAGAAGAAUUAGAAAACCGCAGACCACAGCGGCAGAGGUUUCGCACAAAUCCUGAUGCUGUGGUCUGGGUGGGAGGACUGUCACGUCGCCUGCGUGUGAGUGAGCUGAAGACAGAACUUCGUGCCUUACACGUAAACCCCCUGCGCCUGGUGUGGCGCGGUGCGCGUGGGUUUGCAUUUAUCCACUUUCAGAGUGUUGAUUCUGCAAAGGAAGCAGUUAGUACAUUAUCAGGAAAGGAGCUGGACGGAAAGGAGAUCAAGGUGGAGAUGGCUAACAAUGACCGCCCACCCCGCCGCAGGGAAGACUAUCGUGACAAUAGGGAAGAUAAUUCGUCAUCCGGAAAAGUGUUGUCAAAUGACAGAUAA
Molecule: messenger RNA, 1722 nt
Organism: Candidula unifasciata
Lineage: Eukaryota; Metazoa; Mollusca; Gastropoda; Stylommatophora; Geomitridae
Source: the annotation of a GenBank genome assembly